Molecule: messenger RNA, 562 nt
Organism: Osmerus eperlanus (European smelt)
Lineage: Eukaryota; Metazoa; Chordata; Actinopteri; Osmeriformes; Osmeridae
Product: voltage-gated potassium channel subunit beta-1-like
Exons: 7
Coding region: 128-475 (115 amino acids)
Biological process (GO): negative regulation of delayed rectifier potassium channel activity
Cellular component (GO): juxtaparanode region of axon; voltage-gated potassium channel complex; extrinsic component of cytoplasmic side of plasma membrane
Molecular function (GO): transmembrane transporter binding; potassium channel regulator activity
Source: RefSeq, a predicted model, not a curated record
CUCUCUUUCCUUCAUUCACUUCUCCUACAGGAACCUGGGGAAGUCUGGACUCAGAGUAUCCUGCUUGGGACUCGGCACGUGGGUGACGUUCGGGGGUCAGAUCACAGACGAGGUGGCUGAACAGCUCAUGACCAUUGCCUAUGAGAGCGGGGUGAACCUCUUUGACACAGCUGAGGUCUACGCUGGCGGGAAGGCUGAGGUCAUUCUGGGCAACAUCAUCAAGAAGAAGUGUUGGAGACGCUCCAGUCUGGUGAUCACAACAAAGCUCUACUGGGGAGGAAAAGCAGAGAACGAGAGAGGCCUGUCAAGAAAGCACAUUAUUGAGGGUCUGAAAGGUUCUCUUCAGAGAAUGCAGCUGGAAUACGUGGACGUGGUUUUCGCUAACCGCCCAGACACCAACACUCCCAUGGAGGGUGAGUCAGCCAGCCAAUCAUCUCUCAGCUUUGCGACCGGGCGACCAAUCACGUCUCGGUAAAGGUGACCUGUUCAGCCGGGCACAGUGCAGCUCAACUCCCUUGUUGAGCUCAGGGUGCUUUGUGACCUUGGCGAUUUCCUUUCCUUU